Messenger RNA from Eruca vesicaria subsp. sativa (arugula), 716 nucleotides. NCBI's taxonomy places the organism in Eukaryota, Viridiplantae, Streptophyta, Magnoliopsida, Brassicales, Brassicaceae. The record is from the annotation of a GenBank genome assembly.
UCUUUAUUACUGACAAGUCAUCCAUAGCAGCUCUCAAGAACAAAAGCAAACAGAGACUUUCUAGAUCCUUUUCUUCACUACAAAUCACUCACCUGAUACUACAGCAAGACUUCCAGUUAUAAUCGAUCAUGAUCUCCGUUGUAAUCAUCACUGAACUACUAGUGGAGUACACGGCGGCUCUAGCAAAACUCACCGCAGGGAUUCUUCCGAGACGACAAGGCGGCAGCAACGUCUUAAGGGUUGGAGGUUUCAUCUUGCCAUGUCCUUCUCUGUCGAGUACUAAUCGGUCAUCGCCAAUACCAGACUUUUCUGCUCAUCUUGUAGAUUUCUGAUGUGUGACGACUUCUUUAGAGUUUUUGAUUUUUGAUUUUCUAUCCUUUUAAUUUAAAUAGAAGAGUGGCGGCUGAGAUUUUUCCCUUGAGUGUGUAUAUAUGCCUCUCUUCCUCUUUGAAAAUCUGUAUCGAAAUAUAAUAGAGAUUUUUUUUUAUGAUUUUGAUGCACUCUCUUGAUAUUUACUUGUCAGACGUGCUUCAAAUUUUAUGACCUUAUAAGAAUCUUUAAAAAAGAGAGAAUUGAAUCUUUCAUAUGUGAGAUAAGUCGGCUUUGACUGAUUAAGUUCAUAAGUUACUGUAAUACUGUUAAGUGCCUGAUAUGGUGAAAAUCAUGUCUAUUGAAAUAUUUGGAUAGUAUCAGAAUUUACAGCUCUUCUGGUCGAC